This is a messenger RNA of Rhodamnia argentea, 1644 nucleotides long. RefSeq names its product F-box protein At5g07610-like. The record is from RefSeq and is a predicted model, not a curated record. The transcript has a single exon. NCBI's taxonomy places the organism in Eukaryota, Viridiplantae, Streptophyta, Magnoliopsida, Myrtales, Myrtaceae. Bases 198 to 1376 code for a protein of 392 amino acids. Gene Ontology annotation, molecular function: protein binding.
CCACCAUCCACGGUUGCGUCCUCCACACUCGACCGUGGACCCCACCGCCAAAUUCCAGUGACAGCGAGUUCUUCCGCCAUUGGCACGUUCGCUUUUGGUUCUUUCCCAAUGAAUGCUCUUUACUCUUUCUCCCCUCUCGCCCUUCACAAGAGACUCUCUCUCUCCCUUUCUGUGCAAGCGUUCGAGCUUUUCUCGAAAUGAAGCUACACCAGAGCAAUUCGGCCGCGGAGAUCAUCGCGAGCAACGAGGAUCUCGUCUCCGAGAUUCUCCUGCUCGUGCCCGCCAAGUCCCUCGUCCGGUUCAAGUGCGUCUCGAAGGGGUGGCUCUCGAUUAUCUCCGGCCCCCACUUCUCUCGCCGCCACGCUCGCCUCCACGCCAGCUCCAGAGUCUCCGGCGUCUUCCUCCGCAGGACCCCCUCCGAGCACCAAUUCCUGCCGCUGGGCGCCGAUUCCCGUUCUGGGUGUCCGUUCAAGUGCCUCGAUUUCGUCCCCGACCCUGCGGGUCUGAAGAUCUUGCAGUCUUGCAAUGGGUUGCUCUUGUGCUGUAGCUUCCGCAAGAUCGGGUGUCAGCGUAAUUACUACGUCUUUAAUCCGACGACGAGGCAGUUCGUGAUGCUUCCCCAUUUGGGGGGUGCUUCCUCAUGUGCUACUACUGUUUAUGGAGUAAGUUUGGCCCUUGACCCUUCGAAAUCAUCUCACUAUGAUGUUGUUUGCGUUAGAAGCACGGUCGAAUCCGCGUACUUUUAUCAAAUUGAGAUUUACUCGUCUCGAGACCGUGACUGGAGGCUUUCUGGGUCUCCUUUUGUCGCUCCUUUUGAUAUGGUGUUCGACAAUGGCGUCUUUUGGAAUGGUGUGGUUCAUUGGAUUAGCCCAACAGGGGCUUCCCUGUGCUUUGAUGUCAAGAAAGAGCGGUUUCGGACGAUGCCUAGACUUCCCAUUUCGGAGAAUCAGGGGAGUAGGAGGUUCAGGUAUUUUGGGGAGUCUCGUGGGCACAUGCAUUUUUUUGAGAUAUAUGGGUCACGGACCGCUCAAUUUAAGAUUUUUGAGUUGGAAAAGGAUUAUUCUGGGUGGUUUGUUAAAUAUCAUGUGGAACUUGAUUCUAUGGUGAGUGCUUUCCCGGAGAUGGUGCGCGAUUACAUGGAUCCGGGCUAUAUGAAUUAUUAUGCGUUUGUUAUGCUUCAUCUGGUCAGAGAAGGAAGCAAUGAGGAGUCAUCGCUGUUGGUUCAUUUGCCAGGUAAAAUCCUGACAUUUAAUGUUGGUGACAAGACUUUCAGGAAGCUUUACGAGAUACCAGCUGAUCAAUCUAAAGGGUAUGGCUCGUUACAAUAUGGGUGGCUUGAUGCUUAUGAAUUUAUCGAGACAUUAGCUCCUGUUUGAUGCAGAUCGCUUUCCUUGUUGAUAUUUCCGAUCUUGUAAAGCUGCAAGUUUCUUUCAGUUUCCCGUGUUUGACAUGAUGUAAUAUAUGUGGCUUGAAGCCUGUUAUUGCCUCCGGUGAUGAUGGUUUUUUCUUCUCUCCCGUUGAUGGCCAUGAUGUAUGUAAUGCAAUGUUUUUAAUUUGUGAAAAUGAGAUAUGUGUAGGAUAACCCAUUUGGAAGGAUUUUUCUAUGUAUAUCAUCUUCAAUCUAUGGAUAAAUCCUAAUUCCUA